AUGCAACGGACGAUUCUCUCUCUGGUGUUGGUGACACUCGCCUCCACAACACCAAUCAGACGCCAGACCAGCUCUGUGCCACAAUACGUCCUCGAUCACGCGCCCCUCGUCCAUCUCGACGAACAAGAGCAAUGGUUCCCCUCCGACAUCACCGCACAGCUCACCAACAGCCACCCAACCGACGCCUCUUCCAAUCCUAUUCCCAACGCCCCUUCUCCCCUAACGCUCUCGAAUCUCAACUCUCUCGCCGGCGAAGGUGUCUACGUAACCUCCAACGAAGGCAUCACCGCCCUGCCAGAAUGGUUUCAUGGCGUCGCACCAACCCCCGAUGGAUCCACCCCAGGCGCCGUGGCUAGCGUAGUCAUCACGGUGCCCAAAACCAACGACAUUCUCGAUGUCUUCUACUUCUACUUCUACGCCUACAACGAAGGGAAUGCUCCAUUAAGCAUUCCCAACUUUGAGUUCGGCAACCAUGUCGGUGACUGGGAGCAUAACAUGAUCCGCUUCAACGCCACAACCUCCACCCCCCUCGCAACGUGGUACAGCCAACACGCCUCCGGCCAAGCCUUCACCUUCUCCACCCUCUCUCUUUCCCCGGGCACCACCCGGCCCCUCGUCUACUCCGCCCGCGGCACACACGCCAACUACGCCACUCCGGGCCCGCACGAAACCGCCUUUCCCGGCCUCGCCUUCCCAGGUGUCAUCCUCACCGACCGCACCUCUGCGGGCUUGCUGUGGGAUCCGUUGCGGAAUGCUUGCUUUUAUGAGUAUGACAUUAGGAGCGAUACAUUCACGGCGCUGCCGGCGCCAGGGAAUGAGGGAGGGCCUGCGGCGCCGACGAAGUGGUUGGAUUACAGGGGCCGCUGGGGGGAUCCGCAGUUGCCGGAUGGGGAUCCGGCGCAGAUGAAUUUGUUUGGUGCCAGGAAGUUUACGGCGGGGCCAACGGGGCCGAGGGAUAAGAGGUUGGGGAGGGGGCCGGUGUGUAAUGUAGAUGAGGGGGCGGAGUGUUUCGUUAAGAAGACGUUGAUUGGCGCGAAGGUGUGA
This is a messenger RNA of Cyphellophora europaea CBS 101466, 1044 nucleotides long. RefSeq lists its product as uncharacterized. Lineage: Eukaryota; Fungi; Ascomycota; Eurotiomycetes; Chaetothyriales; Cyphellophoraceae. Bases 1 to 1044 code for a protein of 347 amino acids. The transcript is spliced from 2 exons. The record is from RefSeq and is a predicted model, not a curated record.